AUGGAUAAAUACAAAAAAAUUAGAGUAGUUGGAAAAGGUAUUAUGAUAAAAUAAAUCAGGUAGUUUUGGAUAUGCCCUUCUUGCCUAGGCAUUGUCAAAUAAGAAAAAUUAUAUAGUUAAAGUAUCAAAUGAUUUAAAUUAGAUUAUUGACAUAUCUAAGAUGGAUAGAAAACAAAGAGAGGAGGCAUUAAAUGAAGUCCAUGUUUUGAAGGCAAUGAGACAUCCUUAUAUUAUUACAUAUAGAGAAUCAUUCAUGGAGAAAAAGUAUUAUUUCCUUAUUAAACUUUUUGAAUAGAUGUUUAUGUAUAGUAAUGGAUUAUGCCGAUGGUGGUGAUUUGUAUGGUAAAAUAGCUAAACAAAAAGAACUUGGAAUUCUAUUUUCAGAAGAACAAAUAUUAGACUGGUUUGUUUAAAUGGCAUUGGCAAUGAAUCAUAUACAUGAGAGGAAGAUUUUGCAUAGAGAUUUAAAAACUUAAAAUAUAUUUCUUACAAGCAAAAAUGAUGUUAAAAUCGGUGAUUUUGGUAUUGCACGUGUAUUAUAACAUACAUAUGAUUGUGCAAAAACUGCUAUAGGAACACCAUAUUAUUUAAGUCCAGAAAUUUGUUAAGAAAAACCUUACAAUUAAAAAUCUGACAUUUGGUCGCUUGGAUGUAUCUUAUAUGAAUUAACUACUUUAAAUCAUGCAUUUGAUGCAUUAUCAAUGAAAGAAUUGGUUUUAAAAAUAUUACGAGGAACUUAUCCUCCUAUACCAUCAUAAUAUUCUUCAGAAUUAUAAUCAUUAAUAGCUGAUAUGUUAAUUAAGGAUCCAUCAAAGAGACCUAGUAUAAAGAGAAUAUUAGAGAGAGAUUUCUUAAAAUAAAGAAUAGGAAGUUUACUUGUUUCAACAUUGAAUAGACAUGAAUUAUAAGAGAUGACAGAAAUAAAACCUACAGAAAAUCUGUAAUAUAUUAAUCUUAUUUAUUAGUUUUAUUUAACCACAAUAGACUGCAUAAUAAUUUAUUUUACAAUAAAAAUAGUAUGAAUAAAAUAAAAUAUCUUAAAAUUAAAGUUAAAAUAAUUCACCUAUUACUUCAAGACAGAUUAUUUAAACUAUUGCAAGUAAGAAACCUUCACCUAAAAAGGACAAUAGUAAAGUAGAGUUAAAAUAAUUGUUUAAUAGACAAAAUUCACCUUUGUAAUCAAUUAAUUAAAAUUAUUCAAUCCAAUAAUAAUUAAUACAUAAUUAAUAAUAAUAACAAUAACAAAUGGAUGAUAGACCAUAGUCAUUUGCUAGUGUAGUUAGUUAAAAAGAGAAUUAAUAAUAGCCUAUUAAAUAUUAAAAUUUAGAAUUAUUAAAUAAAUUUUAUUUAAAAGAUAAUACUAAUAUAGUUAGACUAUAAAAUAAAAGUCCAAUUUUACAAGAACAAAAAAGAAAGGAGUCUAUUGUAAGUUUAGUAAGAGAAGAUGACAGUUUUGAAUAAUAAUAGGGUUAUAAAUUCCUUAUUAAAGAUAUGAGAAAAUGUUUGGAUAAAAAAUAAUCAAAAGAAGAAGAAGAAUCAAUUAUUGUUGACAAUUUUAAAAUAGUUCCAUAGUAAUAUUUUAUCAUUAAUUUAUUUAUAGAUUUCUUAAUUAAUAAAAAUAAUUUUAAGUUCCUGGGACUUCUGAAAGAGACACUAUAGGUUAUAAGAUAGAAGCUCUUAGAUAUUAUUUAGAAUAAUAAAUGGGUUUAGACUCUUUUAUGAGAGCCUAUUAGACCUUAGAGAAUAGUUAGGAGAGUGAAUAAUUGAAAUAAGCAAAUUAAUUACUAAAUUAAGAAUAAAGGAAAUACAUACCAUUAAUAAUCUAAUUAAUAGUUUGUGAAGAUUCAUAUUAUUGA
Paramecium primaurelia is the source of this 1856-nucleotide messenger RNA. NCBI's taxonomy places the organism in Eukaryota, Ciliophora, Oligohymenophorea, Peniculida, Parameciidae. The record is from the annotation of a GenBank genome assembly.